GGGAAUCCUCUGCACUGCCCGUCCGUCCCGUGCGCGUGCACCGGCGGCACCGCCCCAUGGCCGGCCCAUACUAGGCCCACACUGCCACAUGUCCGUCCUCGGCCAGCUCGAUGGCGCCGCCCAGCCGGACCCGCGCGCCGUUUGCGUAAUUAAGCCCCAAAAGCAUGAGACUUUUUCCAAAGUGUCAUGGGAGCCCCGCGCUGCACACGGCGACGACAGCACCAGCCCCCUCCCCCCCUCUCCUUACUUCCUUCGGGACCCCCGGGGGCUUCGCCGCGAUAAGGAGCACCUCUCUGCGACUACUAUCUUGCACUUGACAUCGAGGAGCGUGGACUAGGGACUAGGCACGUCGCAUCGCCGGACUGCUGAGCUCAUUCUGUGUCAUGUAUGGUCGAGAAAAUAUCGAAAUUUCCAAGCGUCAGAGCCAAAUCAAAGAUGACUAUGAACCAAAGGGUACUGAAGAAUGCAAAACCCUUGCUAACGGCAAUGCAAAGCCAGUCUCAGAUUCUCCUCAGGAUCCCGUCUGUGAAAAUAGCUGCAGACAGGAUGGGGUCUUAGUGAACAGUUCACAUGUUAUUAGUCACGACCUCAUUUUGCAGCCUGACCCUGAGCAGAACUUUAAUGGAAUACAAAAUGAUACUGAUAAAGCUAAGGAGGAACUACAAAGGAAAAGCUCUUAUGACACUAUAAAGCGUGAUUUUGAAUUAUCAGACUGCUUUGAAUUUGUCAGAGCAGGAGUAGAAGCAAUUAUUGAAGAUCAAGUUACUUCCAGAUUUGAAGCUGAAGAGCUCAGGGUAUGUUCCUGGAAUUUAUUAACACGUACCAAUAGACGUUAUGAAUUUAUAAGCUGGAGACUCACAGUAAUAUGGAUGGGUGGAUUCCUUUUAAGAUAUUGCUUUUUAUUUCCUCUCCGGGUAACAAUAUGCUUUUUUGGGUUGUUAUGGACCUUGGUUGCAACCUUUUUAGUCGGGUUUGUUCCUCAAUCUUCUUUCAAGAGAAUUUUAAAUAAUUGGGUGAUGCUAACAUCAUUCAGGAUUUUAGCUCGCUCUCUCUCUUCUGUCUUAACUUACCACAAUGUUGAGUUAAUGCCCAAAACCGGAGGGGUUUGUGUGGCAAAUCACACCACCCCUAUUGAUGUAGUUAUCUUGAGUACCAUGACCACCUUUUCUUUGGUGAUGUGGCUGACAUUUUGUACUAGUAUUGUUGGGUAUAUUCCGGAAGGGAAGUUCAAGAGGUGGUUAAAUCACCGUGUGUCCAUUAUGUGCUUUGGUGUCCUGUCAAAUGCAUUGUCAGCUGUCAUUACAUAUCAUAAUGUAGAAAAUCGUCCUCAGCAUGGCAUUUGUGUUGCUAAUCACACGUCCCCCAUUGAUGUUCUUGUUCUUGCCUGUGACAACUGUUACUCUUUGAUUGGGCAAAGACAUGGCGGGUUUUUAGGUAUUCUUCAAAGAGCACUUGCAAGAGCAUCACCCCACAUUUGGUUUGAAAGAGGGGAAGUGAAAGAUCGUACUGCUGUAACUCAAAGGUUAAAGAAACAUGUUUCAGAUCCAAACAAUCCACCCAUUCUUAUUUUCCCCGAGGGUACAUGCAUCAAUAACACAUCAGUGAUGCAGUUCAAAAAAGGCAGUUUUGAAGUGAAUGGUGCUAUUUAUCCUGUUGCUAUUAAGUAUGAUCCAAGGUUUGGUGAUGCCUUUUGGAAUAGCAGUCGGUACUCAAUGAUGCAGUAUCUGUACAUGAUGAUGACUAGCUGGGCAAUUGUCUGUGAUGUUUGGUAUCUUCCGCCUGUUAUCCGGGAGGAAGGAGAGUCCUCUGUCUCAUUUGCAAGCAGAGUCAAGAGGGUGAUUGCUAAACAAGGUGGCCUUGUAGAUCUAAUGUGGGAUGGCCAAUUAAAGAGAACAAAACCCAAACCAGAAUGGAAAGAAAGGCAGCAAGAAGAAUUCAGUAAACGACUGAAAGUAGAAUAAUUUUUAUAGUUUCUUUUAUAAUGGGGCAUCUAAAUAACUUCCAACCUGAAAUGUGAAAUAUUGGCCUUUUCAAUUUGUGAUAAUUUUGAUAAAUGGUGUUGUGGUGUGUGUUGUGGUUUCAGUCUUGGAUGAUGCAUUUAUGAAAAUUCUGGAAAUUUUCUAUUGUCUGUCAGGGUUCUUAUGAAAUGAAAUGAGGAGUCAUUUGUAAACUGUCUAUGAAGCAGAGUGUGAAAAAAUUAAUGUUCUAAUAUUUCUUCAUACUUUGGUUACACAGAGUGUUAAAUGCAGUUAUCUAUUUUGUUUUAGUCACACAAAUGCUGAUGACAAGUUUUGUUUUAAAGCUAUUAUUGUGAUAUUUCAAUUAUUUCUUCUGAUUAUUUUGUACUUUUGAAUUGCAGUUUGGUGUAAACCAAUUUUAGUCAAGUCAAAAAAUUUCAGAAAUGACAUUUUCAAUGUCUCUUAGUAUAUUUUGACCCCUGUCAUACUAGCUGCUUUCCUGCAUUUUAAGGUAGGUGGUUCCCACAAACAAAGUUUAAAUCAAUAUUGAUGCAACGCAUAAUUAGCAGGCUGUUUAAGACUGAAGUUCUUGUUUCUGUAGUCUUAUUACUGUAAUAUUAAUGAGUGUGUGCACAGAAUGUCUGAAUGUAAUUUAUUUUGUUAUAAGUUUGUUUUGUGAACAAGUUUUGCCUUUCUUAUGUUUUCCUGUCAUACAGUAGUAUUGAUGAAAGUAUCCUUGUUGAAUGAUUUUAUAUCUGAUGAUAUGUAGGUAUAUUAAUUGCAACUUUGUCACUUAAAGAAAAUAAGCACAAGGUGAAACUUUGUACUCUUUUCAUUUCUGUGAUGUUAAAAAUGGUUUCUUUAAAUCUUAUAUCUAAACCUGUGUGAUUCUGUUUUGUAUGUGCAAAUAUUAUGCCUGAAAUACUCACCUGCAUGCAGGCAUUGUUUCCUCUGCAGGUUUGUGCUAAGGUUAACUUCCUUUCUACGAGUGCUUUCCUGUUUUGAAAACGCAGUCUUAAUGGUAUCUAGGCCUCUUCUUCCAGUGAUCAGAAAUUCUGACAGUCUAUUCAUGACUGUGGUACCACAUGUCUGUAUUAUCUAAUAGUCAGUUACAUGCAAGCAAAGUAAUGUUUGCUGUUACAUUUUCUUGCAGCUCUUAUUUUUAAAAGAGAUUAUUUUUAUUAUUCUCUUAGCAUCUAAAUACUAAGGUUAGGUGAAACAAGUGUUCUUUUUCUUUUUGUCUUCCUAACAACCUAGUGAAGAACUGUGUUGUUUCUAUACUUCUUUGAAACUUUCAGUUGAUAUUUUAUAACUACUCUCCUCUUUUCAUUUAAUUAAUCUAGUGUUGUUUCAAAAAGUAGGCCUGAAGUCAUUUAGGUGCUCUAGCUUUGCAACUGUAAUAAUCAAGACUACAUUGUACAAAGUGUUUUUUGCUUCUGUCCUAUUUUAAAAAUUGUGAUGGUAGCGACUCCAGCACUGCUUCUUGAUUAAGGAGAAAAUGGAGUUAUAUGGUUUCAAAUUUCACUUGACUUCGAGUACAGAUCAAUGCCUCAUUCUUAUGUGAAAGAAACGCAAUAAGGGUCGUAUGUGUGUUUGUGUGUGUGUGUGUCUUUCAUUUUUGUUUUGGUGAAUUGCUUCUUUAAUUGAAGACCUACCAAUUCAAAUUUCAUUGUAAAACUUGUUGCAAUAUUUUUAACUACCUACGUAAUUUCAGUUUGUAGGCUGAUGCUUGUGCCUGUAAGGCAGUUAUCCUGUGAUAAAAGUUGUGUAACUGUUACUUUCCAAUGACUAAUUACUGUGUAAUUCUCUAGCAAGUAAAUUUGCACCUCUGAGACAUUAGGUGACAAUAAUAGUCUAGUCCCUCCAAUUGUGGAUUCAUAACUUGAUGAUGUGGCAUCAUUCCAUAAUAUGCUUGUCUCGAGUAAAUAAACAUAAAAAAUUA
Molecule: messenger RNA, 3900 nt
Organism: Frankliniella occidentalis (western flower thrips)
Lineage: Eukaryota; Metazoa; Arthropoda; Insecta; Thysanoptera; Thripidae
Gene: Gpat4
Product: glycerol-3-phosphate acyltransferase 3
Exons: 10
Coding region: 384-1961 (525 amino acids)
Biological process (GO): triglyceride biosynthetic process
Cellular component (GO): endoplasmic reticulum
Molecular function (GO): glycerol-3-phosphate O-acyltransferase activity
Source: RefSeq, a predicted model, not a curated record